AUGUUUAAUGAAGUUGAACAAAGAAUUAAUUCAAAAAAAAAAGAAAUUCAAAACAUUAUAGGUAAUGUAAAAAUUUUAAUGACCAUCAUGAUAAUUUUAAAAACCAGAAUUAUAAUAACCACAAAUCACAAAAAUUCCAACGAACAUAGUACCGAUCCCGAUGAUGAGAAUUUUUUUAAUUACGAAGUCCCCAGUGAACAUAAUGGUCAGGAUAACCAAAAUGCAUUAAAUAAUAAUGACAUUGAAAAUUAUGAACAAAACGGUGAUAAUAAUCUUGAAAACUCAAGUAGCAAUAAUGAUCUCAGUAUUGAUCCUGAUCAUUCAAAUCCCAAGAAUCAUGUUGAUAAUUAUGAACAAAACGGUGAUAAUAACCUUGAGAGUAGCAAUGACGAUCUCGGUAUUGACCCUAAUCAUAUGAAUGUUGAUAAUUAUGAACAAAACGGUGAUAAUAGCCUUGAGAAUUCAAGUAGCAAUGACAAUCUCGGUAUUGAUCCUAGUCAUACGAAUCCCCAGAAUAAUGUUAAUAAUGAUGAACAAAACAGUGAUACCUUGAGAAUUCUGACGACAACAACGAUCUCAUUAAUUACUGAUCUCGACGGUGAGAAUCCUUCAGACCAAUCAGAGGCCCCCGAAGAACACCAUCACCAUGAACUUGAUUUAAGUGACCACAAUAACAAUUCUGAAAACUGUAGAUCCGUAGAAACACCUCCGGAAACCAUCUUAACAGCCAUGAUAAUACUGGAAGCAAUCAUGGUUAUAAUACUCGUAAAAGAAGAUUCAACUACAGUAUUGGUUCGCCACCAAGAAGAAAUGUAA
Molecule: messenger RNA, 816 nt
Organism: Racocetra fulgida
Lineage: Eukaryota; Fungi; Glomeromycota; Glomeromycetes; Diversisporales; Gigasporaceae
Source: the annotation of a GenBank genome assembly